CGGACCGGCUUUACCCGGGAAUUAAAUAGUGUAUUGUAAUUGGCCGGGGGGAGCUACACACCGCCGUGGCUUCAAAGGCCUUUGUUCCAGUCGCAUCCCUAAUUCGGGUCACGUUGGAAAGAAGAAGAAGAAGGAUGAAGGAACCAUCGAAGAAGAGCGAGAUCGAGUACUGCAAGGUGUGCCGAUUGCAUCACGACCACGGCUCGCGCCACAAGUACUUCCCUCGCCACAAGGACCUCCUCUCUACCUUCCUCGAUCGAUUCCGGACGAAGAUUGCUGACGUCAGAUUCUUCCUGAAGAACCCUAGCGUUCUGCGGCCACAAGAGCAGUCGCAAAACCGUGUUUGGUGUGUCUUUUGUGAUGAGGACAUUGUUGAGCUCGGCAGCUCCUUCGCCUGUUCUAAGGCAAUCAACCACUUCGCAAGUUCGGAUCAUCUUAAGAAUGUCAAGCAAUUUCUUUCGAAAAAUGGUCCGGCGAUGGAUUGCAUUGACGAUUUCCGUAUUUCAGAAGCUAAUGUAGCUACGUGGAGAAGAAAAUGCCAGUCAUUGGGAAGUGAAGAUGCAUCCUCUUUUAAAGGGUCCUGUGAGCAGCUGUCUGGGACAUCUAAUGAUAUCCACAAUAAACUUGCCUUUAAAACUAUGGAUAAAAUUGAAAAUGUUCCUGCACAACUUAUAAAUUCACAUCAUUCCAGUGAUGUUUUGCCUUUACAGUAUAAUACGAAUAAGUAUCAGAUAUCACAUUCAGAGCUUCCUGGAGUUGCACAUUAUGGUUCAUAUCUGAACAUGGAUUCUUCUCACCUCCCUUUACAUACUGAUCCGCCGAGUAAUUUACCAGGGAACGGGUUUGGCAAACAUGUCAUUCCUUCUAGAAGCAAGGAUUACCCAAGCAGUCAAGAUCAGGAGAGGAAACAAAUUAAGGGCAGUUACAGUUCUCCAGGUGAGGUGGGAAUGACUAGCAUUUCUUCCUCCCAUUCGAGCGAUGCUUGCGGGAAUGUUCACUCUGGAGCUCCUCCACCAUGGCUGGAUGCAAAUGAUGGGAAUUCUUCUAAUGUUCAACUAAACCAAUCAGACAUGAGCAGCAGCUUUCAGGCAAAGAUACCUGGAAAUACUCGUAAGCUGAAUCCUAAUAGGGUUGGCGCUGCAUGGGCUGAAAAGAGAAAAAUAGAGAUAGAGAUGGAGAAGAGGGGACAGACAAUGAAUAGUAAGGUUGAUGCAGAGUGGCUUCCCAACUUUGGUCGAGUUUGGCAAUCAGGCACGCGAAAAGAAUCCAGGAAAGAAUUUGAGAAGGAAAAACGGAAGUUGGUCAAAACUGAAAGCAUCUCUACAGAAUCAGAACCAGUCAAAAUACAACCGUACAUUAGCAAACGGGCGCGAAGAGAGACUGGUGAAAAUGGCUCUGGCUGACAUCCAAGAUGGCAACGAGUACAGAUUAUUUAUGUAGGAAUUUUAUAAUCAUCUUUUGCUCCAGUGUAUGUCAAGCUAUGAAAGAAUUUUAGAGGUAUGUGAACCUGGAUACUCCUUUGAAGUAGUGUGAAAAUUGGAUGGAAUCUUUUUUUUUGGUACGAAGAAAGGGUUAAAGUAUUACGUAGCUUUGUGUAAUAAUGAAAUAUAGCAUAGAGAAGGCCUCUCUGUGACUAUUUGAUCUU
Messenger RNA from Camelina sativa (false flax), 1645 nucleotides. Its product is annotated as TITAN-like protein. Lineage: Eukaryota; Viridiplantae; Streptophyta; Magnoliopsida; Brassicales; Brassicaceae. The record is from RefSeq and is a predicted model, not a curated record.